Leptopilina heterotoma is the source of this 6360-nucleotide messenger RNA. It is a transcript of the gene arr, whose product is annotated as low-density lipoprotein receptor-related protein 6. The record is from RefSeq and is a predicted model, not a curated record. Lineage: Eukaryota; Metazoa; Arthropoda; Insecta; Hymenoptera; Figitidae. Gene Ontology annotation, molecular function: protein binding. The coding region runs from base 510 to 5342 and encodes 1610 amino acids. The transcript is spliced from 9 exons.
GUUCUGUUUAUACAAACAAAGCAUUUUAAUAGGCACUCCAAAAUAGUUUAGGUUAACUUAAUAUCAAAUUUCUAUAUAUAAAAAUCUUCCAAUAUAUAUUAAUUUGACGAAUUUAUCCUAUUCUUAGUGAUAAAAUGAACAAAACAAACGUUAAUAGAUAAAAGUGAAUAUUCUCAUAUAGAAUAAAGUGAAAAAAUAAAGAAAAUACCGAAAAUACUCAUAUGAAAUGUUACAACCACAACAGUGACACAUUGAAGGAUUUUGUGAACUUAAUUUUUAAUUUUAAAAUGUUAUUGAAAAAAUGCAACAAGUAAAAUUCUAUUUUUUAUUAAAUUCUCCAAUUAUUACAAACUAGUUUGUAUUGUUAAUUAGAUAAAUAAUGUGCAUAGCAACACAAUGUUACUUCAAGCGAAAAGUAAAAUUAUUCUACUUUGGUGCUUAUUGUUUAUUUCUUCUACUAUAACGUAAGAAGAAUAUGUUUGAGAUUCUGUUUUACUACAAAUUUUAAAAUGAUUUUUAUAUGGCGCAUUAUUCUUGCCUUAUGUGGCAUUGCAAUUUGCAUUGGUUCGCCAACGCUCUUAUUCGCAACCGAUACGGACAUACGAAUGGCAAAUAUAUCACGAGCAAAUAAAGUAACGACAAUUGUUAAAGAUUUAUCAGAAGGUACAGCUUUAGAUUUUUAUUACGAGCGCGGACUAGUUUGCUGGUCCGAUAGUGGAGACGAGGUUAUACAAUGUGUCCGUGUCAAUGGGAAUUACGAGAAAAUGACAAUUGUCAAGUCAAGUUUGAUAUCACCGGACGGUUUGGCCUGCGAUUGGUUCACCGGAAAGCUCUAUUGGACGGACAGUGAAAAGAAAAGAUUGGAAGUAACAAGUAUUAAUGAACAAUAUCAGAAAGUAUUGUUUUGGACAAAUGUCUCCCAACCCAGGGCAAUAGCACUCGAUCCAAUGAAGAGUAUAUUCUUCUGGACUGACUGGGGUGACGAUCCAAAAAUUGAAAGAGCUUCAAUGGAUGGCGAUUCAAGUACUCGUCGAAUAAUUGUUUCAACAGAGAUUUUUUGGCCGAACGGUCUAACAUUGGACUACGAGAAGGAAUUAAUUUACUGGACCGACGGGAGAUUGAGAUUCAUUGCAGUUAUGGAUUAUGAGGGGAAAAAUAGGAGGGAAAUUAUUAGUAAGGGUUUGGAUUAUCCCUAUGCAAUAACUUUCUUCGAUCAGAAACUCUAUUGGACGGAUUGGAAAGCUUGGGGUAUUUAUUCUUUGGAUGUUCGUUCGAAUCAGGGGCAUCCUCGGGAAUUGUGGAUUCAAGAUAUUCACGUUCCGGGUGAUAUUGAAGUUUGGGAUCCAAAGAGACAGCCGCAAGGUGACAGUCCUUGUAAGCACAACAAUGGAAAUUGUUCUCAUCUUUGCCUUUUGAGUAGUAAACCUUCGGGAUAUUCUUGCGCAUGUCCAACUGGUGUUAAAUUAAUUGAUAAUUUCACUUGCGCCAAACGACCUGAGAAACUUUUGCUUAUUGUUCAACAAACGGAAAUUUGUCACUCGUCUUUGGAUACACCUGAUUACACCACGUUUAUACUUCCGUUACAAAAUAUCAGGCACGCUAUUGCCAUUGACUUUGAUCCUGUCGAUGAAAUGCUUUAUUGGACUGAUGAUAAAGCUAGAACUAUUCGCAGGGCUUUCUUGAAUGGUUCCGGACAAGAAAAUAUUACAACCACCGAAGUCGAGAAUCCAGAUGGAAUUGCAGUUGAUUGGGUUGCUCGUAAUUUGUACUGGACAGACACUGGAACCGAUAGAAUUGAGGUUGCUCGUUUGAACGGUAGUAGUCGGAAAGUACUCAUUAACGAUGACUUAGUGGAGCCAAGAGCAAUAGCUCUAGCACCAGAGUUAGGUUGGAUGUUCUGGACCGACUGGAAUAAAAAGAAACCGAAAAUCGAACGCAGUAACUUGGAUGGCAGCGAAAGAAUUCUUCUCAUUACCACUGACAUCAUCUGGCCCAACGGUAUCGCUGUAGACUUGGAACGAGAAAAAAUAUACUGGUGUGACGCGAAAACGGAUAAAAUAGAAGUUUGCAAUAUGGACGGUUCCAGUCGACGAGAAGUUAUAACGAAAAAAUUAGAUCACCCCUUUGGAUUAAGUUUACUGGAUGAUUAUUUGUAUUGGACAGAUUGGCAGAAGCGAAGUAUUGAGAGAGCGCAUAAAUUAACAGGAAAUGAGCACGAGGCAAUAAUUGAAAACAUUCCCAAUGUAAUGGGACUGAAGGCAGUUCAUUUGGGAAAAGUUAGGGGUACAAAUCCUUGUUCGAAAAAUAAUGGAGGAUGCAGUCAUUUGUGUCUCAAUAGGCCAAAUAAUAAAUACGUUUGUGCAUGUCAAAUUGGAUAUGAAUUGUCCAGAGAUAAAAGGACUUGUGCUGUACCAGAAGCCUUUUUAUUGGUGGCUAGAAAGGAAAAUAUUGUGCGAAUAAGUAUCGAGAAUACCAAUAAUGACAAUAUCAUACCCGUUACUGGAGUAAAGGAUGUGAGUGCUUUGGAUUAUGAAAUGUCUCAAAACAGCAUGUAUUGGGCGGAUAUUAAAGUUAAAUCAAUUACUCGAGCAUUUAUAAACGGUUCGGAAAUGGAAAGACUCGUUGAAGUUGGUCUCGAAAGUCCCGAUGGUUUAGCAAUUGAUUGGAUAGCGCACAAUUUAUAUUGGAGUGAUUCGAGUUCUCAUCGGAUUGAAGUAAUUCGGCUAGAAACUCGCAGCAGAAAGGUGCUGAUUUGGAAAGACAUAAUCGAACCAAGGUGUUUGGUGCUAGAUCCCCAGAAAGGGUACAUGUAUUGGACCGAAUUUGAGGAAAAUUCUGGAAAUUCGGGAACAAUUGAGCGGGCAAAUUUAGAUGGAACUCAACGUCAAUUAAUUUUAUCGAACAUUGGUCGAGCGAAUGGUCUGACUCUUGAUUACAUGACUGAUCAUUUGUAUUGGACCGAUUCAACAACGCCGGCUAUUGAUAGUUAUGAUUUAGUGACAAAGAGAAGAAAGUCUUUAGUUACGCAAAAUAUUGUUUAUCCCUUCAGUAUAACUCAGUAUCAGGAUUAUAUUUACUGGACUGAUUGGAAUACGGGGAUUAUUGAAAGAAUUAACAAAACUUCGGGUUCUGGCAGAACAGUUAUUCACAAUCGACUUGAAUCAGUAACGUCACUCUUAGUUUUUCAUGCUUCUCGACAAACCGGAACGAAUGUUUGUGCUGUGAAUAAUGGCAAUUGCAGUCAUCUGUGCAUUGCUUUUCCAGGUGACAAUGAAGGGACUUCCACACGUAAAUGUGUCUGUCCAACGCACUUUAAUCUCAGCGCGGAUAAUAAAACCUGUACCCCUCCGACAAAUUUUAUGAUGUACAGUUUACGUAACGUAAUAGGAAGAUUACUGCCCGAUAUAAAUGAUUGUCCCGAUAUUGUACUUCGUGUGCAGGGACUGAAAAAUAUCAGAGCCAUUGAAUUCGAUCCGUUCACUCAACACAUUUAUUGGAUCGAUGGUCGUAGUUUAGCGAUUCGCAAGAGUUUAGAAAACAAAACACACGGAUCAGUUGUAGUUGCAGGCAGUUUUGGACAUCCCUUCGAUUUGGCUCUAGAUCCCAUAGGAAGAUUAUUAUUCUGGUCCUGUGAAAUUAAUAAUGUCAUAAAUAUAACGAAAAUCGAUAAUAAUUUAAAUUUGGGAAUUAUCGUUAAGGGUGAAGGUGAGAAGCCUCGUUAUCUUGCUAUUCAUCCGGAAAUGAGAUUACUCGCUUGGAUCGAUGUCGGUGGAUCGAUAAAGAUUUAUUUAAGUAAAAUGGAUGGACAUGAGAAGAAAAUUAUUGCUUCAAAUUUGGAAUUACCGUCGGGUCUCACCAUCGACGUGAUGGCAAAUAAAAUUUAUUGGUCUUGUGGAAAAACGAUAGAAGUCGCCGAUUUAACGGGUGGCAAUCGACGAAUACUCACCAGCACUGAUGAAUCUUCAAUUGGACAUUUGUCAAUUCUUUUGAAUUAUAUCUAUUGGUUUAAUCGAGGAGCUCAAACGGUGGAACGAGUUGAUAAAUUUACUGGAACGAAUAAAAGUAUUGUAAUGAAUCGUCCACUAACGGAUCUCAUUACUGUGAGAACGCCAAAUAAUCAUGUUAUGGAUUCGCAUAUUUGCAGUCCAUCGCAUGAUUAUGGUGGUUGUUCACAUCUUUGUAUUGGAAAUUCGUCAUUGCGAUGCUCGUGUCCACAAUUUCUUGUUUUGAGUGAAGAUGGAAGAACUUGUAGAGAAGCACCUGCUUGUGGAAAUGAACAUUUUACUUGUAUUGCUCCAAACUCGGCUGUUGCACAGAAAUGUAUUCCUAUAUCGUGGAAAUGUGAUGGACAGGACGAUUGUCCAGAUGGGAGUGAUGAAUUGAAUUGUCCAACUUGUGGGCAUGAUCAGUUCAGAUGUCAGAGUGGACAUUGUAUUGAUACAAAUUGGGUUUGCGAUGGAACCCCUCAAUGUUCCGAUGGUUUCGACGAGGCAAACUGUUGUCGCUCUGGACAAUUUCAAUGUAGUUCGACAGGUUCUUGCAUUUCUGAAACAUUGCUGUGCGACGGUUGGAAAAAUUGCCCGGACGGAAGUGAUGAGAAUACUGUGGCAUGCUCGACAGUGAAUAAUCAGCAGCAGUCGGUUGUUCCGGUGGACGCCGGAAAGAAUACCUAUAUUCUUGUAAUUUUAGUGUCGAUGAUUGUGUUCGCAAGCGGUGGCAUUAUCGUCUAUUACUGUCGAAAGAAAAUGUCUUCCAAUGGCGAAUUACCAGACAUCUUGUAUGACUCGGCGGGAGAUCCGCUUUCUCCGAAGCCAAACAGAAUUGCAAAGGCCACAUUGGUGCACAAAGGUGGCAGAAAGGAUCCUAAACUUGGAAUGGAUGCUGUGAGGAUGUCUACUCUAAAUGGCAGUAGCAUAGGAUCCAGUUACGAUCGCAGUCACAUUACAGGUGCUUCAAGUUCGACUCGCGGUAGUUCCACAGGUGGCUAUCCACAAGAAACAUUGAACCCACCACCUAGUCCAGCGACAACUGCCAACUCCACAAGAUGUUCCAGUAGCAAUGCAUCAAGAUGCAGACCAUAUCGACAUUAUAGAAGUAUAAAUCCACCGCCACCACCCACGCCAUGCAGCACAGAUGUUUGCGACGAGUCUGACAGUAAUUAUCCAACGCGAUGGCGAUAUGAAGUGGAGCCCUUCCCACCACCGCCAACGCCGAGAUCUGUUUAUCACAGCGAUAUAGCAAUUAGCUGUCCACCAUCUCCGAGUUCAAGAUCAUCGACAUAUUUUCAUCCAUUACCACCGCCUCCAUCACCAGUACCAUCUCUCUCGAAACGAGACUGCUAAAGACUGAAUAUUUAUUUUUUAAAAUAUAACGGAAGUUAAUAUUCUCCGUAUUCUAUAACUCGAUUCUGUAAUUUCACUUCACUUUCAGUUCAGUGACGUGAAAUCAAGUGAAAUUACAGAAUAAUCUAGUGCGCAAAUCCCUUGCCCAGGUGCAUGAUCGAGUUAUAGAAUAAAAGAGGUACAAUUUUUUUUCUAACAAAAAAGAAAAAAAAAUGAUUUACAAUCGUGUAAUGAAUUUUUUAAAAUACGUGUAUUUGAACUUGAAAAAAGAAAACAGAGUACGAGAAAUCCCUAUGACUUGCAGAGAGCAUUUGUUUUAAAGUGAAGUCGAUGCAAGAUGUUUUGUAUAUUUUUUAUCUUUUUAAAUUAGCUAUAAGAGUAAAUAAAAUUGUGUAAAAAGUGAAGAAGGAAAGUACAUAUAUGGAUACCGCAACGUGUUCCAUGACCUUUAUUUUAUAUUUGUGAACAGUCGAACUGUAAUUUAGACAAAUUAAACAAAAUCGAAUUUAUCAAUAGAAAUUUCGCUUCUUAGAAGUUUCUAAAUUAAAAAAAUAAAUAAAAACACCAGUUCUAAAAGACUGCUUGUAAAUUUGUAAAAUUUGCUUUUUAACAUAAGAAUGAAUUGAAAAUUUCAACUCCAAGGAAAAAUAUACUAAAAAGUCCAUUUUUUUCAAUCUAAAUUAAUUGUUUUAUGGAACGACUUAUUUUUAAGGACUGGGGUAUUAACUACGAAUUUUAAAAAAAAUGAUCAAAGCAGAAGAAAGUAUGUAUAGUUCUAAUUUAGAAAAUCAAAACAAAACACUGCGAUCAAAAAUAAAUUAUAAGUAUAAAAAGUUGAAUAUUCGACUGAAAAGAUUUUAAAAACAAAAGACUGGCAUUUUUCGCGUAUAUUAUAGAGAUUAAAUUAAAAAUUUUAAAUUCAAAAACAAAAUUUUGUGAUAGGUAUUUUACAAAAAAGAAGAAAAUCUAAAUAUUCAUUGUUAAUGUUUUAUAUUUUCGAAGAUAAAAUUUUAUCGUU